ACUCAAUUGUCCUCCGUGUGAAAAGAUGGAUCUCAAAAUAGUCACUGGAAAAGGUUCAAAUAUGCAAAAGAUGCUGGAAAACUGAAGAUUCCGCAGGACAUGGAGGAUUUUUCUGAAGACCAGUUCUCAGUUUAACUGAGUAGAACAAACAAGGGACUCUUGAACAACCAUCACAAAACAAAAAAACAGUCGUGGAUCAUCCAGCCUCAGAGUGUGAGUGGAGUUGAAAUGAGGAAAAGGCAGCAGGGACGCAUUGAAGGACCCCCACAGGCGCCUGGUCACCCGAGGCCCAACACCUGCUGUCUGUGUUGGUGUGGAUGCUGCAAAUGCCUCUGGAAUGAAGACAGAAGGGAACGUUCAGAGAGGCAAACAUGUACAAAGAUGGAUAGCAUAGAAGCAACAGAGGAACAGCAUCCCACACUGGACGAGGUGAUUGCCUGGUCACGGAGCUUUGAGAUGAUGAUGCGCUCUCCAGAGGGGAGGGGUGUUUUUCGGGAGUUCUUGCGGUCUGAGUACAGCGAAGAAAACCUGAUGUUCUGGAUCGCCUGUGAGGAACUGAAGAAAGAAACCAACCCAUCAGCUAUCGAUGAAAAAGCCAGGAUCAUUUAUGAAGACUACGUCUCCAUUCUUUCGCCAAAAGAGGUCAGCUUGGAUUCACGGGUGAGGGAAGGCAUCAACCAAAGCCUGGCAGAACCCAGCGGUACAAUGUAUGAGGAGGCCCAGCUUCAGAUCUACACCCUCAUGCACAGAGACUCCUUCCCCCGAUUUCUCAGCUCAUCUGUUUACAGGGAUCUCCUUAACAGCAAGAGGGCCUGCUUAGACACCUAGGUUUCAGCAAGAACAUUUGUGACAAAAAAGCCCCAGGGUUCCACUUUCAAAAGGUGUGAUGUUUCUUAUUUCAAGAGUGAGUAGUUAAGCAAUUCUGAGCAUCCACUAGUGACCCUGAAGUUCAGUUCUGUUUAAGUGCCAAUAUGAGCUGCUCAGGCAACUGUGACACAGAAAAAACGUGUAGGAAAUCUGACCAAUCCAUACUUCCUGCUCUCAACUUGCCUGUUUUUUUCAUUCACCCGGUUUGUCUCUUUUGACUCCUCAAAUCUCCUCUCUCUUCCUGUUUACCUCACCUGUUCUCUUUCUCUCUCUGUGUUCUUUCUACCUGAUCCUUUCCAUCUUUUAUGCCUCGCAUAUCUGAGGACAGCUGAAUAAUGUUGUUAUUAUUAUUAUUUUUUAAAGAAAAUCAAAAAACAACAGAUAAGCGGUAGAUGUUAAACUAGAAAACCUUUGCAUGAUACAAGGUUAUGGAAUUUACUCCAGUUUGACAUUUAAGCCCCGGACUACAAUGUUUUUUUUUUUGUUUUUUUAAUGCUGUCAUGGGGAGAGAACACUGUAAAGCUCUCGUAAGCGAAGGGAAAAUUAGCUGUGCCAAUUGUUUUGUAAAAGAGAAGCUGGGAAGCGUAACCGCCGUCUUGCCGUCCAAACUCUUUCUUUGCGUGUCGACAGUUCUUUAACUGGGAAACAUAAGGGCUAGCUAGUGUUGUGAUUGGGCAGCUAAAUGAAUCAUGAACAUUUCUUUCUCUCUGCAAAAAUCACAAUGCCUCGACACUGAGUAAGGGCACAAAAGCUGCUGAUGCUGGUGACGACACAGUUUAUUGUGUGAGUCCUCCUAGCCCCUCCCAGUCCGUUACUAAAAGAGAGAAGCACAGGUACUGUAUGUCAUGGGCUGUAAGCUUCGCUGGAUUGACCGAGAAUUGCUUGAAAAUCACUCACCAACAUUCUGGAGGUUCUUAAAAGAGCUUCGAAUUGUCUUACACAUUAAAGAAAUGUAUUUUAUUAAACAAAAGUGUAGUGAACACUAUGCCUUGUUUUUGAGAGUUACACUAGGUCUAUUUAAAAUAACUGUGAUCACCGAGACCUGCUCGAUGAGGUGGUGCGACGGAGUCGGAUCCAUCAGGGAAACUUUUCUCUGCCGCCGAGUCCAAAUGUUCGUUUUUGCAACUCGAAACGAGGAGCGGUCAUUUUCACAGCUCGGAAAACCGCAGGUUAUCGAAAAAAAAAAUAAAACAAGCAAGUCAGUCUUUUUUAUAAUACUUUUUUCCAGCAUGCGUUUCUUCUGUUGUGUCAUGUACACAUUGCAAUACUCAACCCAGAUAUGAUGUGAACCUCUGCGGGAAGCAUCACGUUGAAGAUGAUACUUAUAAAAGAUGAUUUCCUUUCGAGGUUUAGACGUGUGUCCCUUGUUGGAUUCAAACUUGAAUGUUGCUGUUCAAUUUUCUAGACAUUUAUGUGCUAUUGCAAUCGCAGCAGCCAGUGCAUGAGAACACGAUAUUUAAAACACUGGUGUGUUAAACCACUCUCUCACCUUUUAGCGGAGAAAUUCAAGAGUGAAUUGCAUUUAAACCUACGUUUUUUGGUCACCAUACCCAACCUCAAAGUGUCACUUUCCCUGAACUCUUGUGCCAAUGAAUGAACGUUUGUUAAGUAAAUCAUGAUCAAGUGUGUUGUUGUUGGGUUUUCUUACUGGUGCUCUGAGAGUUAAGUGCCAUUCACUCUGCAGGUUUACCACAUUAAAAUAUAGACCUUUGUCACUUUACCGAGUGCAUAGAUAUCCUUCUUUGAAGUAUUCGUGUGUGUGAGCAUCAGCCAAUGUGAGUAGGUCCUUUACUUAUGUUGUUUUACAAACCGAAUAGGUGUUACCUAGUAGUUUACUUACUGAAGCAGCAGACCACCAUUUCUAAAACAAAAUGAUUGAAUUUUCUUGUUUGUUUUAAAAGAAAAAAUCAUGUCAUUAAAGAAAUGAGCAAUAAAUCAAAAUUGUCUUGCUCUAAAAAAAAAAAAAAGACCCUGCAUGACAUGUGGACAUUUACUGUACCAAACUAUCUUUGAGGGGGGAAAUUAACAUACAUUUACUGUAAGUUUUAUGAUAAAUGUCAAUGAAAAUUAACGUGACUGUAUGACUAUUUCAAUCCGUACAUUUCAGUAAUCCAGGAAGUCCAACAUCAUGGAGGUCAUUGAAACUACUGGAGUGAAUAUAUAAUUUUUUUUCAAAGCAGAUAUGGAUAGAUUUAAAAAAUAAAUAAAAAUACAAUCACAAUAGAAGAUAAUCAUGUUCAUUUAAAUGAUGGAAAAUUUGAAACAUACCUCUGAAGAUCUUAUUGACAAAAAAUGUCGUGCAGUAUUAUGCUACUAUAUUUGGCUGCAGACGGAAUCAUUUAAUAAAAACUAUCAUAAAGUUUCACAGACGAAGGUAUUAUUCAGAUUUGACAUUUGCACCCAUUAUUAAUUGGAUUGCAGAAUAUACAGGAACAUGCAAUGUCACAUUUGGUCCCGUUUCCAGUGUACCAUCAUUUUAAGAGCUGUUAUCUGUUUCAUGUCAAUGCCUCAACUUUAUUUUUGCUGCUAAUGUUUUAUCCGAUUUAGAGAGUUUAGGAGUUUUUCACUUGACGGCUGUCACAGUGAUGGCUAACAGCUGUUGAUAAUGAUUUUAUCAGCUUGGUAUGACUUGGAAAAAUAACCUUUCUUGCCAAAAGGCUCCUUUUCUAAGCAAAUGAAGUGGAGCCUGUGCUAUGCGAUUAUAAAAGCGUCUCGUUUUCAUUGGUUUUCCACUACCUCUCGUUAUGCUUAGUUAUUUUUUUCUCAUCUAGUUAUUAAUGUUAAAUGUUUAUUUUGAUCUACUUGAAGCCUAAUACUGUAAAUGAGAUGGGUUUACAAAGAAGAGUAGCAUUUUCUUUUGUUUGUUUGUUUGUUUGUUUUGUUGAAUUCUUUUCAGCGUAAUUAUGAUAUAUACUCACGAAGAAUUCAGGAAACGUACUAUUUAAGGGCUAAUCCCAUAUUGCCUAUGCAAAUAUCUUAAUUGUCAUAUUGGAAUAAUUAGUGACUGAGGAAUGUUUUCCUGAAAUUGGGUGGAACACUGGUUUACAUUUGCCCUUUUCUGAUAUUCCUUAGUCUCUUUGGUCACAUAAUAUGUCAUAUAUAAAAUCCGUCUUGAUGAAAAAGCUACUCAAUUAAGAUUGAAAUAAAUCUGUGUUGUCUACUGUGGGUUGACAGUUCACUAUUGAUGUAAAGUGCAUGCUUAAGUUUAUUUGUUCAAGUGAUGGAAAACUCUGGCCUCUGGAGCCGCACUGGGCAGGAGAGAAGUAAUUGAAUUAUUUGUGGAUGAAGCGAGUGUCUAUUCUUGUUUUUAAGGGUGCUUCAGUCUUUUUUGCAAAGGUUGAAGGGCUACUUUGGGCACUUUAAACACGCUUUUCACGAAUAAGAAUAUCUACCUCUUGGUUCUGUUCUCUCCAUAUGCUUAAUAUAGAAGACUGAGCCUUGGAAAAACAACGUAGCUUGCACACAUUUCGAUUGUUUUGACUUGGUUUAGAGCCACAGGUGAACUGCCAGGCACUUUUUGGGGACUGAAUUUUAGCUCAACCUCACUGAUUAAACUUCUCAUCCUUUAGUUAUGUUGCUUUUCUUCCUGUUUAAACGAAAGAUUGACAGUUUGUGCCCAAACACUAAAGAAAACACUCAUUUAUUCCAGUAUCUGUUAUAGCAUGUGCUUGCGUUUUGUGAUGUAUGGAUUGUUGUAAUUACAGAAAAGAAGUGUUAACAGCAGCACUCAGUAGUAACAGUGUGAUACACCUUUCACAAUUCUUCAUUGUAAGCACAUAAAAUAUGCUCUUUACAUUCAUAAGACAUCAAUGCCAUUGAUUUGAAGGGUUAUGUAGGGUAACCUGAAUUUUAAUGACCCUCAAUAUAUUGGAAUAUUGCAAGGAGGAAGGCUUCAUGUAUAUCCGCUUUUCUUUCAUUAAAUCAUUUUCACUAUCACAUGGAAUUGGAAAGAGAUCAGGUAAAAUUUUUCAUUCAAAUUUGUUGCCUGACUUUAAAAUCAUUAUUCAUAAUUCAUUUAUUGUUGUGUUUCUAAAGCCUCAUGGUGGAUUCUGAAUAGUUGUGUGUUUAUAUCAGUACACAGUUACAUUCCAAUUGUUUUCAUGAUUAAACAGUCUGACUACGACUAACUUCACAGAGUAAAUGCUGAAUUAUUUAAUUUCAACAUUUUAUUGCUAAAACACUGUGUACCACAAACUUUACAUAUUGUAAUUGGAAUUAAUAAUCAAAAUUAUUAGAAGGGAUAUAGAGCUCUGUGUACAUUUAUGCUUUGACAAAAAUGGAGAAUUAUCAACUGCUAUAAUUUCAUGGCAUCCUUCAGACUCUGUCUCACAGUUUAUCACAGUCACCCUGAAGUGCCUUGAAUGUUUAGGCCAUGAUCUAUGAUUUAUAGUUAAUAUCCCAAGGGAAGAUGUUUGUCUUUUUAAAACCUGUGCUCUUCUCUAGGAUUAAAUGCAUGAUGCACGCUGUAAGCAAAAGACAUUUGCACAUGCAGAAAGAUGUUAAAGCCAAGAUCUUUGGAAAUAAGUGUGAACUGAUAGUAUUUUAGCAUUUUAGCCGUUCAGCUUCUGUCAUUGUCCGCUGCUCAAAAAACAAACAUUCAUUAUUAUUAUAAUUUUUUUUUUUUUAACUAUCAUCAUCUUGAAGUUGUGCUUAUUAUAUAAGUGUUUGGUGCUUAUUAUCUGUCACAUAAUGAAAUAUCAAACCUGUCAUCCCAUUGUCACAAUUUUUUUUUUUUACAGAAUACAGACUUGCCCUGUUUUGUUUUUCCUCGGACCAGACACAGAUCAGGCCUUUACUGAAGGCGUUCUUUAGAGCUGUGCUAUGAUAUGAGUCCUAAUAAAUCACCUAUUUUAAUAUA
This is a messenger RNA of Onychostoma macrolepis, 5725 nucleotides long. It is a transcript of the gene rgs17, whose product is annotated as regulator of G protein signaling 17. The transcript has 5 exons. The coding region runs from base 229 to 828 and encodes 199 amino acids. Lineage: Eukaryota; Metazoa; Chordata; Actinopteri; Cypriniformes; Cyprinidae. The record is from RefSeq and is a predicted model, not a curated record.